UGGAGGACCGUGGCGUGGCGGCGGCAGUGGCGGUAACGACGGCAGGCCGUAGGGCGGUCGGAGGGUUUCCGGUUCCGGUGUAACGUUCGGGCUCCGUCUCAGGGGCUGAAGUUUGUGAGGUGCAGUACUAAAUCCCAUUUGACUUACCUUCCUUUUCCUGAAGAAUGGCACUAUCUAAGAGGGAGCUGGAUGAGCUGAAACCAUGGAUAGAGAAGACAGUGAAAAGGGUGCUGGGUUUCUCAGAGCCCACAGUGGUCACAGCAGCCCUGAAUUGUGUGGGGAAGGGCAUGGACAAAAAGAAGGCAGCUGACCAUCUGAAACCUUUUCUUGAUGAUUCUACUCUCCGAUUUGUGGACAAACUGUUUGAGGCUGUGGAGGAAGGCCGAAGCUCUAGGCAUUCCAAGUCUAGUAGUGACAGGAGCAGAAAACGAGAGCUAAAGGAGUUCCAGGAAGCGCUCGCCCCUGGCCGAGGAUAUGUCCUUGCAAAACACGAGCCCUCCUAGUGAAGAGGGGAUGUCACCCAAAGCCUACCACCGGAAGUGUUUGGUGAUGACUCCGAGAUUUCCAAGGAAUCAUCAGGAGUAAAGAAGCGACGGAUACCCCGAUUUGAGGAGGUGGAAGAGGAACCAGAAGUGAUACCUGGGCCUCCCUCAGAGAGCCCUGGCAUGCUGACUAAGCUCCAGAUCAAACAGAUGAUGGAGGCAGCAACACGACAAAUUGAGGAGAGGAAGAAACAACUGAGCUUCAUUAGCCCCCCUACGCCUCAGCCAAAGACUCCUUCUUCCUCCCAACCAGAGCGACUUCCAAUUGGCAAUACUAUUCAGCCCUCCCAGGCAGCCACUUUCAUGAAUGAUGCCAUUGAGAAGGCAAGGAAAGCAGCUGAACUACAAGCCCGCAUCCAAGCCCAACUGGCACUGAAGCCAGGGCUCAUCGGCAAUGCCAACAUGGUGGGCUUGGCCAAUCUUCAUGCCAUGGGCAUUGCUCCCCCGAAGGUGGAGUUAAAAGAUCAAACUAAGCCUACACCACUGAUUCUCGAUGAGCAAGGUCGCACUGUAGAUGCAACAGGCAAGGAGAUUGAGCUGACACACCGCAUGCCUACUCUGAAGGCCAAUAUUCGUGCUGUGAAGAGGGAACAAUUCAAGCAACAGCUUAAAGAAAAGCCAUCAGAGGACAUGGAGUCCAAUACCUUUUUUGACCCCCGAGUCUCGAUUGCCCCUUCGCAGCGCCAGAGACGCACUUUUAAAUUCCAUGACAAGGGCAAAUUUGAAAAGAUUGCCCAACGAUUACGGACAAAGGCUCAACUGGAGAAGCUGCAGGCAGAGAUCUCACAGGCAGCUCGAAAAACAGGCAUUCACACUUCAACUAGGCUGGCCCUCAUUGCUCCUAAGAAGGAGUUAAAGGAGGGCGAUAUCCCUGAAAUUGAGUGGUGGGACUCUUACAUCAUCCCCAAUGGCUUUGACCUUACAGAGCAAAAUCCCAAGAGAGAAGAUUAUUUUGGAAUCACAAAUCUUGUUGAACAUCCAGCCCAGCUCAACCCCCCAGUCGACAAUGACACACCAGUUACUCUGGGGGUAUAUCUUACCAAGAAGGAACAGAAGAAACUUCGAAGGCAAACAAGGAGGGAAGCACAAAAGGAACUACAAGAAAAAGUCAGGCUGGGCCUGAUGCCUCCUCCAGAACCCAAAGUGAGAAUUUCUAAUUUGAUGCGAGUAUUAGGAACAGAAGCUGUUCAAGACCCCACGAAGGUAGAAGCCCAUGUCAGAGCUCAGAUGGCAAAAAGACAGAAAGCGCAUGAAGAGGCCAACGCUGCCCGAAAACUUACAGCAGAACAGAGAAAGGUCAAGAAAAUUAAAAAGCUUAAAGAAGACAUUUCACAGGGGGUACACAUAUCUGUAUAUAGAGUUCGAAAUUUGAGCAACCCAGCCAAGAAGUUCAAGAUCGAGGCCAAUGCUGGGCAGCUGUACCUGACGGGGGUGGUGGUCCUGCACAAGGACGUCAACGUGGUGGUAGUGGAAGGGGGCCCCAAGUCCCAGAAGAAAUUUAAGCGUCUUAUGCUGCAUCGGAUAAAGUGGGAUGAACAGACAUCUAACACAAAGGGAGAUGAUGAUGAGGAAUCUGACGAGGAAGCUGUGAAGAAAACCAACAAAUGUGUACUAGUCUGGGAGGGUACAGCCAAAGACCGGAGCUUUGGAGAUAUGAAGUUCAAACAGUGCCCUACAGAGAACAUGGCUCGGGAGCAUUUCAAAAAGCACGGGGCUGAACACUACUGGGACCUUGCGCUGAGUGAAUCUGUGUUGGAGACCACCGACUGAGACUACUGCAAGCCCCUGCCUCCCCCGCCUGUGUCUCUCAGCCCCCCACCUUACUCUGCUUCCCAGCCCAGCCCCACCUGUGUGUGUGAUCGCGGGACUGUGCCAGGCCGACAUGGGCACAGAGGGAGAUCACCUUGCUCCCUGCCCCUGUCAGCCUGGUGCUGCCCUUUAGUCCCCUUAUGUGCAUAUGAUUAAAGAGUUAUUUUUAAAGCUGGUAUGCUAUUUUUCACUCCUAGGUA
Molecule: messenger RNA, 2551 nt
Organism: Rhinolophus ferrumequinum (greater horseshoe bat)
Lineage: Eukaryota; Metazoa; Chordata; Mammalia; Chiroptera; Rhinolophidae
Gene: PRPF3
Product: pre-mRNA processing factor 3
Exons: 17
Coding region: 666-2312 (548 amino acids)
Biological process (GO): mRNA splicing, via spliceosome
Cellular component (GO): U4/U6 x U5 tri-snRNP complex
Source: RefSeq, a predicted model, not a curated record